Molecule: messenger RNA, 1869 nt
Organism: Eruca vesicaria subsp. sativa (arugula)
Lineage: Eukaryota; Viridiplantae; Streptophyta; Magnoliopsida; Brassicales; Brassicaceae
Source: the annotation of a GenBank genome assembly
UUCACACCACCUUUCAGACAUUGUGACAGAACUAAAAAGCCAUUCUCUUUAGUUUAUCCUCGAUUUAUUCAAACGAGGAAAAUACAAAAACAUUCUCAAGUCUCGUGUACUUCACCGAUUCUCAUUUUUAAAUCUUGAAACUUCCUCCAAAUCCACCAUUGUUCAAAACCAAAGUUUUCAACUUCACUAACACUUACAUCUAAGCUUGUUUUUUUAAAAUAAAGUUUAGAUUUUUCUUUUUGUUGGGUUAUUUGGGUUCAGAUGCUGUCCAAAAGUGUUGUUGCUGUCUCUUUCGUACUCAUUUUGUUAUGUAGAAACUUGUUUAUUGAGCUUGAAGCUAUUGGUGUGAACUGGGGCUCACAGGCGAGUCACCCGUUACCUCCAGCUACAGUGGUGAGGCUUCUCCAGGCAAAUGGAAUCCGAAAGGUGAAACUUUUCGAGGCCGACACGAAGAUUCUCGGAGCUUUAAGUCGGUCGGGGAUUCAGGUUAUGGUCGGAAUCCCUAAUGACUUACUUGCUCCUAUAGCAGGAAGUGUUGCAGUUGCAGAGAGAUGGGUUUCUCAGAAUGUCUCUGCUCAUGUCUCCUCUAAUGGAGUUGAUAUCAGGUACGUGGCAGUAGGGAACGAGCCAUUUCUAAAGGCAUUCAACGGAACAUUCGAGGACAUAACACUCCCUGCUCUCAAGAACAUACAAUCAGCUCUCAUCAGAGCUGGUUUAGCCACACAGGUGAAAGUCACAGUCCCACUCAACGCAGACGUCUACCAAAGCGCCUCUAACCUCCCUUCAGAUGGAGACUUCAGGCUCGAAAUCCGCGACCUCAUGAUCAGCAUCGUCCAGUUUCUAAGUGACAACCAAGCUCCCUUCACUAUCAACAUCUACCCUUUCAUCAGUCUCUACAACGACCCUCACUUCCCUGUUGAGUUUGCCUUCUUUGAUGGCACUGGUGACCCUAUAAACGACAAUGGGAAGGUCUACGACAAUGUGCUUGACGCAAACUACGAUACAUUAGUUUGGUCUUUACAGAAGAAUGGGUUUGGUAACUUGUCUAUCAUCGUUGGUGAAGUUGGUUGGCCUACGGAUGGAGAUAAAAACGCAAACAUGCAGUACGCACGGCGGUAUAAUCAAGGGUUUAUGAACCGUCAAAGAGUUGGUAGAGGAACACCUAUGAGACCAGGACCAAUGGAUGCUUACUUGUUCAGUCUUAUAGAUGAAGAUGCUAAGAGUAUCCAGCCAGGGAACUUUGAAAGACAUUGGGGGAUGUUUUACAUUGAUGGAAGGCCUAAGUAUCAGCUGAGUCUUGGAGGAAACGGUAAUGGUUUGGUUCCGGCUAAGGAUGUUCAUCAUAUGGCUAAGAAAUGGUGUGUUCUUGCACCGAAUGCUAAUGUUGAGGAUCCUCGGUUAGGACCAAGUGUUGGAUACGCUUGUGAUCAUGCUGAUUGCACUAGUCUUGGGUAUGGUUCUUCUUGUGGUGGCAUGGAUUUGGCGGGGAAUGUUUCGUAUGCGUUUAAUAGUUAUUAUCAGGUGAGUGAUCAGUUGGAUAGUGCGUGUAAGUUCCCUGGGGGGAUUUCUAUGAUUAGUACAAGGGAUCCUUCUUUUGGGAGUUGUCAGUUUAAGGUAAUGAUUAAGUCGGAUUCUUCAGGGGGUGAAGGAAGUGUGAGGAUGGGUUUGACAAGAUCAGUGGCGGUGUUGUUACUCUUGUGGAUGUGUAUGUAUAUUGUUUUGUGAAUUAUGGAGAAAGUUUGAUUGGUUUUGAUUAUUUUUUUGGAAAAAACUUUGGUGUUUUUUUUGAGAAACUAUUAAAGAAACAUUGAGAUUUAUGUGUUACUUGCCUGUUUGAUCUCUUGUUUCCUGAGAGUUGUUCGAGGUUCU